CGAGUGGGCCAGGCCUUGCUUUGCCGUUUAUACUAACCCCCAGAUUACGGUCACUAGUUACCCCACGGCAUCCCCCGGCGGCACCGCUGCGAGACAGCAAACAACGCGAAGAACACGAAUGAUUAGGUUCUGGUGAUGGGAGGUCUAAGCGCGAACAACACCUCGCAGCAUCGACGAGCUCGCCAUCCCCCGCCAUGACUGGCAAAAAGCGCGCCCAUUCCGACGUCGACGUCCACGUCGACCUCGACCUCGAUGCCGACGACCGGAACAACACAACAUACAAUGACCUCGACGUCCGAACCCCGACGAGCACGGCAGCAUCCGCCGUGCCACCACCAGAACCACUUCCCAAACGCCGCAGACUAGCCCACGCCGCAUCCGCCGCCGCCGCCAUUACCACCACCCCAACACCGCCGCUUUCCGAACAACCGGGCCGCGACCUCCUCUCCCCGCUGUCCGACGAGCUCCUCCUGCGCAUUCUCUCCUUCCUCCCGCGGCGGCACCUCCUCGCCGUCGCCCCGGUUUCGCGCCGCUUCUACCGCCUAUCCUCCGACUCCCAGCUGUGGAAGGCCCUGUACUACGCCCGCUUCGUCCUGCCGCGCGCCAUGCGCAUUCCCGGCUUCCGGGGGGGCGCGGGCGACGGUGGGAGUGGUAGCGGCGGCGGGCAUAAGCUGCACUAUGCCGGGUGGGGGAAGGGCGUCUCGUCGCGUCCGGGGCUGCUUGGGGCCGGGGUCGGGGCCGGGGCUGAGACCGAGCAGGAGGAACAGCAGCAGCAGCAGCAGCAGCAGCUGAGGUCGCCGCGUGUCGACUGGAAGCGGCAGUACAAGAUUCGACACAACUGGGCGAGGGGCAAGUGCGUGGUGGAGGAGCUGCAGCUCGGGCGGGAGACGGGUGUCGCGGGCGCGGAGGAGGGGAGGAGGAGGAGGAGGAGAAUGCUCGUCAAGAUUGCCGAGGGCAUUGCUGUGACGGCCGACGGGACCGAAGGGCUGCGCGCGUGGGAUCUCAAGAACAGGAAGCUGAUCGCGCAGGCCGCGAUCGGUGGCGACGGCGGGCCUUCCGACGACGCCGUGCCGAGCUGCAUCGCCGUGGACGAGGGCGAGGCCGGGCGCGGGCUGCUGGACGUGGCGCUCGGCUUCAGCGACGGGAGCUUUGGUGUCUGGAGGUUGAGCGCCGAGUCGAACCGCCUGGAGCGUAGGUACCGGCACGAGAAGUCGAGCAACGGCGAGCUGGUGGCCAUGGCAUUCGCCUACCCGUACCUCCUGACCGCCACCGGGACCGUGCUGGUUUCACUCUACACGUUCGAGGGACCCGGCGCGACUCGGGGUGAUAAGGAGAGGAGCAAGGCGGCUGCAUCGCGCGAUGGGGCUGGAAAGCUACCCCCUCCAUAUCUCUUGACGUCUCUUGACUCACACUCUUCCCGGCCGCCGCUGGCGCUAUCCAUUCGCAAGGCUGGCGGGAUGACUAUUGCAUCGGUGGCCUACACCUUCUCUACACGCAGGGGUUGGUCCAUUGGCCUUCAGGACUUGCACAUUCACCAGCCCGCUGCCGGCCUAGACUCCGUCCCGGAGAUCGGGGCCACCCGGAUAGCGUACACUCCGCCGGUCGAGACGGACGGCGUCUCGUAUUCCCCGCUCAGCCCGCCGGCGACGCCUCAGCGCGGCCGUUCUGACUUGGCGGCGUCUGCUCCUCCCUUCACCGGAUCGAGCGGCUCAGAAUCGGAGACUCCGGAGCCGGGACCUACGACGCUUUGCUAUACCCACCCAUACCUCCUGGCCGCCUUGCCGGACAAUACCCUGAUACUGCACAUGUGCACGUCCAACGCCUCGUCGCUGUCGAUAUCGGACGGCAUCCGACUCUGGGGCCACACAUCCGGUAUCAGCGACGCCGAGAUCACCGCCCGCGGCAAGGCCGUCAGCGUCAGCACUCGAGGCGAGGAAAUGCGAGUAUGGGAGCUGGAAGGUCGGUCCACAGGCGUUUCCAGCCGCAGCGUCGAGAUCCGACCCUGGCAGUCUCCCGGAAGCGGCAGUGCCGCGGGCGGCCUCGCACUUUGCGACGACCUUCGCACCGGCGACCCGGCCCGCGACUGGGACGAGAAGAGAAACUGGGUGGGCUUCGACGACGAGAUGGUCAUCGUGUUGAAGGAGACAAAGGGCGCGCGGGAGAGCCUGAUGGUUUACGACUUCACCUGAUUACUCGUGCAAAACCUGGCCUGGAUCCGACUACUCGCAACAACCUGCGACGAGCUCGGCGAUGACAGCGCAGCGCGCGGAUUCGCGGCAUCAGUUACACUGCCCGCGCUUAAUCCUCGGGCUCUUGGCGAGCCACAAGCCAUUGGGAAGCU
Molecule: messenger RNA, 2341 nt
Organism: Thermothelomyces thermophilus ATCC 42464
Lineage: Eukaryota; Fungi; Ascomycota; Sordariomycetes; Sordariales; Chaetomiaceae
Exons: 2
Coding region: 195-2189 (664 amino acids)
Biological process (GO): SCF-dependent proteasomal ubiquitin-dependent protein catabolic process
Cellular component (GO): SCF ubiquitin ligase complex
Molecular function (GO): protein binding
Source: RefSeq, a predicted model, not a curated record